CAUUGUCCCUUUAAAUGGCGUUCACGUCACUUCCUGUCAGGAAUUGCGUCUGGCCUUUGUGUUUGGGGACGCAGAGGUCCGGAUCAUUAACCUGAGGUGUGGGGGGAGGCUGGGAUACCAUACUGCAGCCAGGGGAAGCCACGAUUUUUGCUUUCGUUUUGCAGGUCUAGUGAGGCCGAUGCGCGGCCGCGUCUCAGUAUCUAGAGUGUCGGAUAAAGUGCAGCUUUGUCUUCGCAAGCGGGACUGCGCCGGGUGCGGGGUGCGCGCAGUGGGGUGUGAGGGGAGCGUGGGGUGCGCGCCGCGGGGCUCCCUCCGUCUGCCGCUCUAAGCAUCCCCGGGACGCAGGUGCCUGUUUCGUGGCUUUGGAUCGUGUUUUGCACCAGCUAUGCUGAGAUUCCUUCGCCGGACCCUGGGCCGGCGGUCCAUCCAGAAAAACACGGAGAAGGUCCGGCUCCGGGAAGCACAGAGAUCCAAGGAGGCACAGAGAUCCAGCACGCACAUCCCGGCGGCAGGCGACGCCAAGUCGGUGAUCACCUGCCGGGUCUCCCUGCUGGACGGCACCGACGUGAGCGUGGAGCUGCCGAAAAAUGCCAAAGGGGAGGAGCUCUUUGAGCAGAUCAUGUACCACCUGGACAUCGUGGAGAAGGACUACUUCGGCCUCCGCUUCAUGGACUCGGCACAAGUAGCGCACUGGCUGGACGUGACAAAAAGCAUCAAAAAACAAGUGCAAAUCGGGCCUCCAUAUUGCCUCCACUUGAAGGUGAAGUUCUACUCCUCUGAGCCCAGCAACCUUCGUGAGGAGCUGACCAGGUACUUAUUUGUGCUUCAGCUAAAGCAGGACAUCCUUAGUGGAAAACUGGAAUGCCCUCCUGACGCAGCGGUGGAGUUGGCAGCCUUCUCGCUGCAAGCUGAGUUGGGCGACUUUGACUCGGCUGAGCACUCCCUGGAGCUGGUGUCUGAGUUCCGCUUUGUCCCCAACCAGACAGAGGACAUGGAGCGUGCUGUCCUCAACACUUGGAAGAGCUGUAGUGGCCAAUCACCUGCGCAAGCCGAGAUCAGCUACCUGAACAAGGCCAAGUGGCUGGAUAUGUACGGGGUCGAUAUGCAUUCUGUCAGGGCUCGAGACGGCAAUGAGUACAGCUUGGGUCUGACCCCCACUGGAGUGCUGGUCUUCGAAGGGUCUAAUAAGAUCGGCCUGUUCUUCUGGCCCAAGAUCACACGUCUGGACUUCAAGAGGACCAAGCUAACGCUGGUUGUGGUGGAGGAUGACGAGCAGGGCCGGGAGCAGGAGCACACCUUCGUGUUCCGGAUGGAGCACCCCAAGGCCUGCAAGCAUCUGUGGAAGUGUGCAGUGGAGCACCACGCCUUCUUCCGGCUGCGCGGGCCAGUGCAGAAGAGCUCCUCUCAGUCCAGUUUCAUCCGCAUGGGUUCCCGCUUCCGAUACAGUGGGAAAACUGAGUACCAGGCCACGAAAGCCAACAAGGCACGCAGGGUGGCCUCCUUCGAGAGGAGGCCCAGCCAGCGCUAUGCCAGGCGCACAUUGCAGAGUGAGGGACCCAUGAUGACUUCUGCCCAAAUCAGGACUGCCAACCAGAGCCAGGAGGAACAGAAUGCGGGACUGAAUCGGGAUGCAGUCACCAAGCCCCACGCCCUUCGGUCUGCGAUGCCUCCCGGGGACCUUGGCCCCAUGCAGAUACAGACCCUUCCCGGAAGCCCCCGUGCCUUGCAUCCGGAUAAGCGGAGGCUCCCCCUGCUGGUAGACAUGGCCAGCGCGCUGGAGACGUGUGUCGACGAAGAAGCCGGCAGCCUGCUGGCUAUGGUGACAGCAGGCUCCGUGGAGGACGUCGGCACCGCGGGAAUCCGUGCGGCGGCUGGCGUCGUCGCGGGGGAUGGAGUUCCGCGGAGCGAGAUGGCCCUCAAGCUGAAGCAACCACAAGCUGAGAGUCAGCCCCACCCAGAUCCGCUCAGGUCUGACAUCAACGUCUACACAAGCAGUCAGAUCUCAAGGGAUGAGCCCCCAGUGGCCAUGGAGAGGAACUGCACCCUCCUCGAAGCUGCAGCCAGGAAGAGAGGGAAGAACGGAGGCUCAUCACUCUCGGCAGCUAGACAGAUGGAGACCCGGGUCCACUCUGAGAACAGCGACAGGAAGGCCGGCUGGGACCGACACUCCCCUCCGCGGACGCCACCUGAGGCCAGGAGCGAGGUGGCCCCCGCCAAGGGAAGAGUGGAUCCUGCAGAGCUGCCAGUCCCUCCUCUGCCCGGGAAUCUGAUAGACCUAACGGAUCUGGUCCCAGCUCUGCCACCCAAACCAGUGAUAGCUCCUCGAUGGAUCGUCCCAGCAGCUGCAACCGGGGUCUGUGCUAAUGGCCUUCCAGGCAGUAGCAGUGCAAAGAGGCCACCUCUCUGUCCAAAUGGGGGCGCCCUUUCUGGCCACGCUCAGCUCUCUCACACUGUGAUUGACACAAGCACUGUGAAUCCUGAGGUGAGGAGGACCAGGACUCCCCGUCUGCUCUCCACUGAUCUCUGACGCCACAGGAUCCCACAACUGCUGGAAUCUUUGCAUCUUAACCUUUUUACGACAUUCCAAACUAACUUUUUUUAGCCUGGUAAUGGAUGCUAGGGACCGCAAAGCCGACAUGACCACAGAAUGUUUUGGUGCCCAAAUGCACCCCCCUCCCGCCCCCCGGCACCUUCCCCCAAAUGUUCCACAUGAGGUGAGCCAGCCUUGUCCUGAGAGAGGAGGAUGGUGGGACUCCUCCAAUUUUUUUUUUUUUCUUUUCUUCAUAAACCGGAGAGGCUCUGAUUCUUUUACCCAUCCACACAUGGUUUUAAAACCCCUUGACUACGGCGCUUAAACCUUUCCAGUGAAAUGAUCCCAUCCUGAAAGCAAAGAUUGCGAGAGAACGGGAGUGUUCGGAACCUUCUGGACUGAACUGGAUCGUGGAAUCUGUCACGUUUUAUGCUGUUUCCUGAGAUGAUCUUUCUGAACAGGGCAAAAAAAAAUUGUAACAAUUGUGGUAUUUUGAUUUUGACAAAACUGCCAGCAUAUUGUUUAAAAAGUCUUGUGGCUUGAGGAGUAUUACGUAACCAAACAAGUGGAUCCCACAUUUUGGCAAUUAAGCACUGUUGCUUUUUCCUGUAUUCUUGCAUAACUGAAAUUCCCUUUUUAAAAAAAAAAAAAAAAAAAAAAACUCAAGCUGUUUCCAUCUAGUGUGUAAACACAGACUGAAGGGUCACCUUCUGGAAGAUUGCUCCCCGCCACCCCCAUUCAUGAUUUUGAUCGGUGUGUGCUGGUGAGAUUUGUCAUUUUUAUUGAAUGUUCUUUGUUCUUAUGUUUACUUCUAGUCGGUAUGUGUCUUAAACGUCAGGCGAAUGCGGACAGCCUGUCUUCUGCACACGUGUUUUUAUCUCCGUUCAGGAAGCACAAAAGUGUCAGUAAGCUAAUGUCCGUGCUUUUUAAAUUUGCCCUGUGACACUUUACCUGAAAUUCCUGAAAGGAACAGAUUCCUUCGUAGGAGACAGUGCGAGUCUGAGACUCUGGGAUGGAUACAGUCACGUCGCCACUGUGCUGAAUCCUUAACCAUUUUACCUGUGUUCUGUGCACAUGGGUAGCGUAGCAUGUAGUUAGAGGGUAAUUUCACUAAGUGCAAUUUUCUGUAGCGUUUUUUUUUUUUUUUUUUUUAAGUACACCCUGUUCACUGUGUAACUCAAUUGGAAAGGCUGCUGUAGAACAGGAAGUCAGUGCUGGUGUCACAUUUUAAGUAAAAAUGUCCUGGAAACAA
Messenger RNA from Paramormyrops kingsleyae, 3782 nucleotides. Its product is annotated as band 4.1-like protein 5. Gene Ontology annotation, cellular component: cytoskeleton. NCBI's taxonomy places the organism in Eukaryota, Metazoa, Chordata, Actinopteri, Osteoglossiformes, Mormyridae. The record is from RefSeq and is a predicted model, not a curated record. Gene Ontology annotation, molecular function: cytoskeletal protein binding. Gene Ontology annotation, biological process: actomyosin structure organization.